This is a messenger RNA of Daldinia loculata, 3075 nucleotides long. RefSeq names its product pre-mRNA splicing factor. Gene Ontology annotation, cellular component: U4/U6 x U5 tri-snRNP complex; catalytic step 2 spliceosome. The record is from RefSeq and is a predicted model, not a curated record. NCBI's taxonomy places the organism in Eukaryota, Fungi, Ascomycota, Sordariomycetes, Xylariales, Hypoxylaceae. Gene Ontology annotation, biological process: spliceosomal tri-snRNP complex assembly; mRNA splicing, via spliceosome. Bases 189 to 2975 code for a protein of 928 amino acids. Gene Ontology annotation, molecular function: protein binding. The transcript is spliced from 2 exons.
UGUAAAGCUUUCUUUCAACUAUAUACAAAUCUAUACAAAUCAAAUAGCAACAACUUGGAAACGACAUCUCUUCUGCCGCUAGUGUCGGCACACUUAGUCGCAUACCAUCCUUUAUAUUGCUACCUACUUAACUUGUUUUAACGAGAACGGUAUUCCCGUCGGUCUGAUCUUACUUGAGACCAGGCAAUAUGACGGGGCGACGCGAUUUCCUAAGCCACCCGGCGCCGGAGAACUAUGUCGCAGGUUUAGGACGUGGUGCUACAGGUUUUACUACGCGUUCGGACUUGGGUCCAGCUAGAGAAGGGCCUUCUGAAGACCAAAUCAAGGAAGCUCUUGCGAAACGUGCAGCGCAACUGGGAUUUGGCGGCGAGGCAGCAGGCAAAAAGGACGAGGAAGAUGACAAUGACGACCGAUAUCAAGAUCCUGACAACGAGGUCGGCCUCUUUGCCGGUGGGGUUUAUGAUAAAGAUGACGACGAGGCAGACAGGAUAUACCGAGAGAUAGAUGAAAAGAUGGACAAGCGCCGGAGGGCAAGAAGGGAAGCCCGCGAAAAGGCAGAACAAGAAGAGUACGAGCUCAAGAACCCCAAGAUUCAACAGCAGUUUGCCGACCUGAAGAGAGGACUGGAAAGCGUUACCGAAGAAGAAUGGGCAGCGCUACCCGAGGUUGGAGAUCUUACCGGAAAGAAUAGGCGGAGCAAACAAGCAAGACAGCAGCGCUUCUACGCUGUUCCGGAUAGCGUAUUGGCCGCCGCGGGGAGCUCCGGCGAACUUGGGAGCACCAUAGUUGAAGACGGUGCGGCAUCGACAGCCGGUGGCUCGAGCAAUCAGGAUGGGACAAUGACAAAUUUUGCCAAGAUCGGACAGGCCAGAGACAAAGUCCUUCAGGUUAGGCUUGACCAAGCAUCUCAGAGCGGAAGCACCACAUCGGGAAGCGCCACGAGCGUCGAUCCUAAGGGUUACCUAACGAGUCUAGCAAAAACUCAACUACCAGAAAGCGCGGCUCAGGUGGGCGAUAUCAACAGGGUCAGGGAACUACUCGAAUCCGUUAUCAAGACUAAUCCGAACAAUGGCCCUGGUUGGAUCGCUGCCGCUCGUCUCGAGGAACUUGCUGGUAAGAUUGUAGCAGCGCGGAAUGUUAUCGCGCGAGGUUGCGAACACUGCCCUAAGAACGAGGAUGUCUGGCUCGAAAGCAUUCGACUUAACGAAGGACGCAACGCCAAGGUUAUUGCGGCACAAGCAAUUCAUAAGAAUAAUCGCUCGGUGCGGUUAUGGGUUGAAGCGAUGAAAUUAGAAGAUGACACUAGGUCGAAGAAACGGGUUAUACGACACGCUUUAGACCAUAUUCCCGAAUCAGAGGCCUUAUGGAAGGAGGCCGUCAACCUAGAGGAAGACCCGGAUGAUGCUAGAUUACUUUUAGCGAAAGCUACAGAGCUUAUCCCCUUGUCCGUGGACCUGUGGCUAGCAUUGGCUAGGCUUGAGAGUCCCGAGAACGCGCAGAAGGUGCUGAACAAAGCUCGUAAGCACUGUCCGACAUCCCACGAGAUUUGGAUAGCUGCCGCGAGAUUGCAAGAGCAGCUAGGACAAGGAGAAAAGGUCAACGUCAUGAAACGUGCUGCACAAGUCCUCGUCAAGGAGUCGGCGAUGCCAAAGCGGGAGGAAUGGAUAGCAGAAGCAGAAAAGUGCGAACAGGAGGGUGCUAUAAUCACAUGCGGCGCGAUCAUUCGGGAAACCCUCGGUUAUGGUCUCGACGAAGAUGACGACCGCAAAGAUACUUGGCUGGAUGAUGCGCGUGGGAGUAUCAAUCGGGGCAUGUAUGAAACGGCUCGAGCUAUAUUUGCAUACGCGCUUCGAGUAUUUCCCACGAGCAAAACAAUUUGGUUAGCAGCUGCAGAUCUCGAAAGGAACCACGGGUCGAAAGAGGAUCUAUGGCAAGUUCUUGAGAAGGCUGUCAAUGCCGUGCCUCGGAGCGAAGUGCUAUGGAUGAUGCUUGCAAAGGAGAAAUGGCAAGCCGGAGAGAUCGAUAAUGCACGUCGCGUUUUGGCGAGAGCGUUCCAGCAGAAUCCGAACAAUGAGGAUAUUUGGUUAGCAGCAGUCAAGCUGGAAGCUGAGAACGGCCAGAUCGAUCAAGCACGAGGCUUGCUAAAGACAGCCCGGCAGGAGGCUCCGACCGAUCGUGUCUGGAUGAAGAGCGCCGUCUUUGAACGGCAACUAGACGACCUCGAUGCAGCACUAGAUCUCGUCCAACAAGCGCUCAAUCUCUUCCCCACAUCUGCCAAGCUCUGGAUGAUGAAGGGUCAAAUUUACGAAGAUCUAAGUAAACCAUUACAAGCGCGCGAAGCUUACAGCACGGGAGUAAAGGCAGUACCGAAAUCGGUCCCUCUGUGGCUACUCUACUCCCGCCUAGAAGAGAAGCUCGGUCAGCUGCCCAAGGCCCGUUCGGUCCUCGAUCGCGCGCGCCUCGCCGUGCCCAAAUCCGCAGAGCUAUGGUGCGAGUCGGUGCGUGUGGAGAGGCGGGCGCAGAACACAAAACAGGCCGAGUCGCUGAUGGAGCGAGCGCUCCGCGAUGUACCCAAGGCGGACCAAGGUAUCUUGUGGAGUGAGAAGAUAUGGCAUCUAACAACGCGGCCGCAGCGGAAACCCCGGGCUCUCGAGGCGAUCAAGGAGGUAGAUAACGACCCGGCGCUGCUGGUAGCCGUGGCGCGCAUCUUCUGGGGCGAGCGACGACUCGAGAAGGCUCAGAACUGGUUCGAGAAAGCGCUGGUGAGGGACUCGGACCUGGGUGAUAGUUGGGCGUGGUACUACAAGUUCCUGCUCGAGCACGGGACGCAGGAGAAGCGCGAAGAGGUCGUUAGCAAGUGUAUUAGCGUGGAGCCCCGGCACGGUGAGGUCUGGCAGGCUAUAGCGAAGAACCCAAAGAAUGCGCGCAAGGGCGUGGAGGAAAUUUUGAAGCUUGUUGCUGCUGAGCUGCACUAGAGGUGCGCGAUUCCCUGCGCUGGGUAUCUAGAUCUAGUACAUGUAUUAAAUAAUUUAUUAUUAAUAAAGUGGCCUGGACAGCUUUGAGUAAACUUCAGGG